UUUGUCUAUUAUCUUUUGUAUCUCUAUCUUUCAAUAGCUCACCAUUGAUUUCAAGUGACUAUGUACUUUAUUUUUAAACAAAUUUUUGUUAAAAACGUCCCUACAAAAAGAGCCCCUAAGUUGCUUCGUGUUUAAGGAGAAGAUAAUAUAAAAGUUAAUUUUUGAUCCUUUAUUUUUGUUACUGUAGAUACAAGAGUGCUCAUAAUGAAUUUAGAAAGCUUAAACGAUGAAAUCGCGUCUGAAUUGUUAAACUUGGCGGGAGAUACAAAGCAAAUUCAGUGGCACGGUUUCUUAGAAAAAAUGUCGCAGUGCAUUAUCAGUAAAUACAAAGCCGGCUCAAAAGACGAAUAUCGAAAAAGUUGGAGAAAAGCUUUUAAGGAGAAUUCAAAGAGAUUAGGGCUCAAAGUUGUCCGUGAUACUUCUCAUAGUGAUAUCUGGGCAGAAAAGAUUGCUGCUGAAUUAAAACCCUCUAUAGUCGACACGGCCAGUAGCUCUGUUGGUAAUUCAACAUCCUCAUUACAAUAUCAAAGAAUUUUAACUGAAAAAGACAAGACUUUGAUGAAGCAUAUGUAUGACAAAAUCAGUGAAAAAUGGGCUUUGAAGGAGGGUGUUAUUGUAGAGGAUGUAAUUUAUAAUGAAGCGAAAGACUAUUAUGUUGAACACCCUUUACAUUCUUAUAUUUUGCAUAUCAAUGACAACAAAUUAGUUGAUAUGUUUAAGCCAGAGGAAAUCGAAGAAAUUGAAAAAGAAAGCGGGAAAGCCGAUUUAGUGAAGGCUUUACCAGAACCACUGGCCACUAUGCUGAUGAAUUUAGACGAAAAGGUAAACUCGGAUAGUCUUUUUUACUUAUACUCUGGAAUCUUACUGUUUGUUUAGAAUGACUUUGACUCAAUCAACGAAGCAUUUCAGGACAUUUCUUGCAACCGCCGACAGCAACCAGAAGAAUAUUGGUGUCGCGA
Molecule: messenger RNA, 959 nt
Organism: Rhizopus microsporus ATCC 52813
Lineage: Eukaryota; Fungi; Mucoromycota; Mucoromycetes; Mucorales; Rhizopodaceae
Exons: 3
Coding region: 205-876 (223 amino acids)
Source: RefSeq, a predicted model, not a curated record